AUGGUGUUCUACAACUGUUCUCCAUCAGGAAGAGAAGUCCCAUCAGUUUUGAUUGGCAUCUUGGUCCAGGCAAACUUAUAUGAUACAACAUUCACUGUUAUAUUGAAAUUCAGGAAGGGAUCAUCGUUGAGGAGGUACAUCUCACAAGGCACUGACUCGACCUUUGGGAUGACGGGGCAAGAAUCAAAUGUUGAUGCCUUGCUCCAACUAUAUGUAGAGUGUGUUCGGCACAAGGAAGCAGUAAAUCUUUUGGUCGAGUAUAUUGACUCGUUUGCAGCAGUGAGCUGUUACGGUGCCAACUGGAGGAUUCAAUUGCAUCUGGCUGCAUGGUUGAUCAAUCUGAGAAGCUCAAAAUUGAAGGUGGAUACUGAUGAUGCAUUCGCCGCUGCUGCUCACUAA
Messenger RNA from Linum tenue, 399 nucleotides. Lineage: Eukaryota; Viridiplantae; Streptophyta; Magnoliopsida; Malpighiales; Linaceae. The record is from the annotation of a GenBank genome assembly.